CGAACGACGAAAGGUGGUACUAGAGGUUCAUAAUUAAAAGAUGGGGGCGUUGGCGCUACUGUUCGGAGUCGCAGCGUUUUUCGCAACAGGAGGGACAGCCAACUUUCAGCAGGAAUUAGCAAUAUGGAGCCAAGAUUUGAAACCAGGUUACGUCAUAGAGACGUCCAUUGUUGAUGGCCGGAAAUGCCACUGCAAAGUUCCCGGUUCUACUGUGUCGUCUACGUCACCAACUACGACCAUCAUAACGACGACAGUUACGACGAGCACCAUCCUGCUGAACUCGACUACCACUCCGGAAGAGACGACCACAACCACCCCAUUCUACGACCUCAACGUCAAGUACCGUCAUUUCGUCGACUUCUACCACACCGGUGCCUACGACAGCAACGUCUACUUCCACUACAGCAAAGCCUGCCACAACAACGACAUCACGGCCACUACAACAAAGCCUGAUACAACAACAGCAUCAACUUCCACUACAACCAAGCCUGAUACAACAACAACUUCCACAACGUCCACUACAACAGAGCCUGCUACAACAACAACAUCAACUUCCACUACAACAAAGCCCGAUACAACAACAGCAACAUCAACGUCCACUACACAGAGCCUGCUACAACACGACGUCAACGUCCACUACAACAAAGCCUGCUACAACAACAACGACGUCAACUUCUUCCACAACAACUACCCCAAAGAAAACAACACAGGCCUCCGGAGGUGA
Messenger RNA from Macrobrachium nipponense, 724 nucleotides. Its product is annotated as integumentary mucin C.1-like. The transcript has 2 exons. The record is from RefSeq and is a predicted model, not a curated record. The coding region runs from base 41 to 724 and encodes 227 amino acids. Lineage: Eukaryota; Metazoa; Arthropoda; Malacostraca; Decapoda; Palaemonidae.